AUGAGGUUGGCAGGGGGCCCCGUCACCCUGAGGACGCCCCUCUUGCUGCUUGGGCUCUGGGUGGUGCUGGCUCCCACCCAGUGUUCUCAAGGUCGCCCCUCCUGGCGCUACAUCUCCUCCGAGGUGGUGAUUCCCACGAAGGAGCUGCACCACAGCAAAGCCGUGCGGGCAGCAGGCUGGCUCUCCUACAGCCUGAGGUUUGGGGGCCAGAGACACGUCCUCCACAUGCGGCGCAAGAGACUCUUUUGGCCUGGACAGCUGGUGAUGAUGACUCAGGAUGACCAGGGGGCCUUGCAGGUGGACUACCCCUUUGUCCCUCUCGACUGUUACUACCUGGGCUACCUGGAGGACGUCCCUCUCUCCAUGGUCACCGUGGACACGUGCUAUGGGGGCCUGGAAGGCAUCCUGAAGGUGGACGACCUUGCCUAUGAAAUCAAACCCCUCAAGGAUUCCCAGAGGUUUGAACACAUCAUUUCUCAGAUCGUAGCCGACACUAACGCCAUAGGACCCAUGUCCAGUCUGGGACACAAGGCUGAGAGGUACCCGCUGUUCUCUGACCAGAACCCCAGUGCAGCCUCCAGGGUCAGCAGUAAGAUCUAUGCAUCCCACAUUGGAGCUAUGAAAGGCUGUCUUAUGAGUGCCCAUUCCAUUUAUACUCUGUACAACAAUGUGUCACAGUGUGCCCAAUACCUGGUACAUCUAGGUAGUAUGAUAGACGCCAUGUUCAGAAGUCUUAAUAUGAGGUACUACAUCGGCCUCCUGAUCAUUUACAAUGUGAGAGAGCCAACCGACAUGAACAACUAUAAAGUGCCAGGUGGUCCAUUUGCUAAUGAUUAUGCUCGCAACAUUCAUAAGCAUUAUCUCCCAUAUCCAGGCAUAAUUGUGAAAAGAGAUGGACCCCAUGAAGUUAAUUUUAAACCAGAGCUAUACACGCUGUGUGGAAAUAGAAAUCUGAUCUUUCUGGGUCAACUAUCCAGACAUUAUUUACUGUUAUCAAUUAUAGCCUCCAACCAAAUAGGGACCACUUUUGGUCUGUGGUUAGAUACGGUGGAGUGUGUUUGCCAGAGAAGGGCCACCUGCAUCAUGUACAGAUACCCUGUGUUGACAGAUUCAUUCAGUAACUGUUCUUUUCAACACACAGCACACGUACUUAAUAAUAAUAUACAACUCUGCCUCUUCCAAGAAAGAGGGCAGCUGGUGUAUUCAAACAGUAGCCUGACAACCAUUCGAUGUGGAAACUCUGUGGUGGAAAACGAAGAGCAGUGUGACUGUGGGACCUUCAAGCAGUGUUACAGCAACACGUGCUGCGAAAGUGACUGCCGCUUUUCACCCGGGAGCAUUUGUAACAGAGAAACGUGCUGCACAAACUGCACCCAAGCACCUGCAGGGACGCUCUGCAGGCCGAUCCAGAACAUCUGUGACCUUCCGGAGUACUGCAUGGGGAAGGACACGAAUUGCCCCAGUGACUUUUAUCUGCAAGAUGGAACCCCGUGCACUGAGGACGGCUACUGCUAUGAGGGCAAUUGUACCGACCGCAGUAUGCACUGCAAGGAGAUCUUUGGGGAGGGGGCGCUGAGCGCGCCAGACGUCUGCUACAGCAUCAAUAAAAAGGGCCACCGAUUUGGACACUGUAAAGUUACGAUUGGAUUCGCGCCACAACGUUGUGCGGACGCUGACGUUAUGUGUGGACGCCUACAGUGUGUCAACGUCACUCAUCUGCCUCGGUUGCAGGAACACGUGGGCUUCCAUCACUCAAUCAUCGGGGAGUCCUUGUGUUUUGGGGUGGGUGCACACCGUGGGACAGAAAGCACUGAUGUUGGUGCUGUGAGAUCUGGUACUCCCUGCGGCGGUGGAAAGUUUUGUCUGAAAGGCUUCUGCAAUGCUACCUUGGCGGCCAUAGACUACAACUGUCCCCCUUCGAAAUGCAACUACAGGGGCGUGUGCAACAAUAACAGGAACUGCCAUUGCCAUGUAGGCUGGGACCCUCCCCUGUGCAUUAACAGUGGUGCGGGAGGGAGUGUGGACAGCGGACCCGCUCCAAGAAGAAGGCGGUCAGUGAGGGCAGGUGGUAUGUCACUGGUGUAUUUGAGAGUCGUUUUUGGUCGCUCGCUUGCCCUCAUAGCGGCACUCCUCUUCGGCGUAGCCAUGAAUGUGAGAACUAUCCAGACCACUACAGUCACUGAAGUGAAAGUUGGUGGAAAGUAA
Molecule: messenger RNA, 2205 nt
Organism: Myotis lucifugus (little brown bat)
Lineage: Eukaryota; Metazoa; Chordata; Mammalia; Chiroptera; Vespertilionidae
Product: disintegrin and metalloproteinase domain-containing protein 21-like
Exons: 1
Coding region: 1-2205 (734 amino acids)
Biological process (GO): male gonad development; proteolysis
Cellular component (GO): sperm head plasma membrane; plasma membrane; external side of plasma membrane
Molecular function (GO): metalloendopeptidase activity
Source: RefSeq, a predicted model, not a curated record